AGCAGAAUCAUCACAUACUGUUUCACUCUUUUCUGCUCAGAUCAGAUUAUGUUUCAUUGUAUUUGUUAAGAUGACAGGGAAUACAUGAACUUUUCUGAAAUCGGUAAACUUCUAUUUUCAAGGUAGACCAGAUAAAAAUCCAUCUUCAUGGCAGUCGUAAGUAAGGAACUCUUGUGGAGACGGAUAUCUUUGCCUCAAAUUGAAUCAUCCAUUUGGUUGGAACUGCUUCCAUCAGCUUAUCAACCAAAUGGAUGAUUCCAAAAACAACAUUAAGUAAGUGUAGAUAAGCGAGAAAGAGGUUCGUGAAGAUAAAAGAUUUGUGUUACAUAAACAUCAUACACUUACUUAAUGUUGUUUUUGAUUGUUAUGAGGAUCAAUAAUGUCUUUGUAUCUUAUUUUUCUUACAGCAAAACCUGUUGCAUAUUCUCUCAGGGAAUGGAAAAUUCUCUGCUUGAGGGUAAGACAAAACUACUUGAACUGAUGCACAAUCACAUAGUGUCCACUUCUCAGUUGAGUGCCAGCUUCAUUGUGUCGAAUCUUCGUGCUGUGACCUUGGCGGACCAGGUCCUGACAUUUAAUGUAACAACUGCUGGGUAGAUCCUGGUCAAUGGGGAGUCUGUUCUAGAGCUGGAUGUUGAAGUAAAGACUGGCCGUCUUCAUUCAGUGGAGGGGCUUCUAAUCCCUCCGUCCAUAGAGCCCACCAUACCUCACAGGUGUGACAUCAAAGAAACCAGUGUACUAAAUGUGUUCACAAAAUCAGAGGAAACAUUUGAGCUAAAUAUUGGGGGUACAAAAUGACCAAGAUAUAAUUGAGAAAGAUUGGAGUCAUCCAUAGAAUGCAGUUGGAGUAAUGGCAAUGUACAUUUACUUCAUUUGUUUCAAGAAUGCAUGUUACUGCAAGCUAGGCUUUUCUGGGGAUGGAAAGCAGUGUGAAGCGAUCAAUGUCUGUCUUAAAGAAUGCGCUUUUAUUAGGCUUUGAAUUGAAAACAUCAGAAAUUUGAUCUUUCCUUCCCCAUUGGUUGCAAGUAGAACUGAAUUAUAUAUAUAUAUACACACACACACACACACAUGAACACACACUGUAUAUACCUAUGGCUCAGCACCUCGGGUAUGUAGUUUCGUAUAAUCAGCCACAAGAGGGAGCUGAUGAUCUCCUAUUAUUUACAAGCCUCUAUUCACAUUUAACAACAAAUAUAUCCUGCGUCCCAAUGUGUAUACUUCCACCCUGUCUGCCCUAAAUAGUAUUGAAAAUAGGAUGCAGGCAUGGACUUUUGCUUUUCUAGACACUCAAAACGCUUACAUAGUCAGGUGGUAUCUCCUCAUCC
Carassius auratus (goldfish) is the source of this 1325-nucleotide messenger RNA. Its product is annotated as stabilin-2-like. NCBI's taxonomy places the organism in Eukaryota, Metazoa, Chordata, Actinopteri, Cypriniformes, Cyprinidae. The transcript is spliced from 4 exons. The coding region runs from base 349 to 597 and encodes 82 amino acids. The record is from RefSeq and is a predicted model, not a curated record.